Molecule: messenger RNA, 2145 nt
Organism: Phytophthora sojae
Lineage: Eukaryota; Oomycota; Peronosporomycetes; Peronosporales; Peronosporaceae
Exons: 2
Coding region: 1-2145 (714 amino acids)
Biological process (GO): methionyl-tRNA aminoacylation
Molecular function (GO): ATP binding; tRNA binding; methionine-tRNA ligase activity
Source: RefSeq, a predicted model, not a curated record
AUGUCGACGACCGCGGACCUCGCCGCCCGCGUGGACAAGCUGGAGGUGGCGCAGCAGCAGCAGGACGCGCGCGUGGAGGCGCUGGAGUCGAAGGUGGCGGCCGCCAAGCCCGCGCGCGAGACCUUCUACCUCACGACGGCCAUCCACUACACGAACGGCCUGCCGCACAUGGGCCACGCCUACGAGAACGUGUGCUCGGACGUCAUCAGCCGCUACCACCGCGUGUUCGGCCGCGACGUGUACUUCCUCACGGGCACGGACGAGCACGGCCAGAAGAUCGCGCAGACGGCCGAGGCCGCGGGCGUCACGCCCCAGCAGCUCGUGGACAAGUACGCCGGCAUCUUCCAGCAGCUCACCAAGGAUCUCAACAUGAGCAACAACAACUUCAUCCGCACCACGAGCGACGUGCACAAGAAGUUCGCCCAGUGGCUCUUCCAGCGCGCGCUGGACAAGGGCGACGUCUACCUCGGCAAGUACGAGGGAUGGUACAACGUGCGCGAGGAGACCUUCGUCACGGAGACGGAGGCCCAGCUCACGAACUACAAGGACCCCACCACGGGCACGCCCUUCAAGAAGAUGCAGGAGGAGUCGUACUUCUUCAAGAUGUCCAAGUACCAGGACCGCCUGGUCAAGCACAUCGAGGAGAACCCCGAGUUCCUGCAGCCCGAGGUGCGUCGCCAGGAGCUGCUGCGUCGCCUCAAGGAGCCGCUGCAGGAUCUGUCGGCCUCGCGCAACACCUUCACGCACGGCAUCCCGCUGCUCAACGACCCCAAGCACGUGCUGUACGUCUGGUUCGACGCGCUGGCCAACUACCUGUCGGCCAUCGGCUACCCGGACGGCGAGAACUCGCGCUACUGGCCCGCCAACGUGCACAUCAUCGGCAAGGACAUCACGUGGUUCCACUGCGUCAUCUGGCCCUGCAUCCUGAUGAGCACGGAGAUCCCGCUGCCCAAGCGCGUGUUCGCGCACGGCUUCGUGAACGCCAAGGACGGCUCCAAGAUGAGCAAGAGCGUGGGCAACGUCGUUGACCCGUACGAGAUGAUUGGCAAGUACGGUAUCGAAUCGUUCCGCUAUUUCAUCGUGCGCUCGGCCAAGUUCGGCCAGGACAUGCCCUUCUCCGAGGACGACCUCAUCAACAUCCACAACUCGGAGCUGGCGGACACCCUGGGCAACCUUGUGCACCGCACUGUCAACAUCUGUAAGAAGUACUCGAACGGUGUUGUGCCCGACGUCAAGGCGGACAAGCCGUUCGACAUCUACGAGCUGCUCAAGGAGUCGGAGGACUCGUACAAGGACUUUGCCCUGCAGAACGCCUGCCUGGCCAUCGUCAACGCGCUCAAGGAAACCAACAAGUACCUGACGGACAAGGCUCCGUGGCACAUCAAAGAGAGCGAGCCGCGCCUUGUGGUUGUGCGCACCUGUCUGGAGGCCAUCUACGUGCUGGCUCACUACCUGAGCGCCAUCAUCCCCGAGACGGCCAAGAUCAUUUUCCAGAAGCUCGGCACGGCCCCGACGACGCUGACGGCGCUGUCCCCGGAGUACGACAAUCUGAAGCCAGGCACUGAGGUGUCGAUCGGCGACAUCCUGUUCAACAAGGUCCUGACCGAGGAGGAGAAGCAGAAGCAGAGUGAGGCGGCCGCUGCCAAGGCCAAGCCCGCGAAGGCCAAGCCUGAGAAGGUCGCGACGCCGCUCUUCGCCUCGCUGGACAUCCGCGUCGGCGUGAUCUCCAAGGUGUGGAAGCACCCGGAGUCGGAGAAGCUGUACUGCGAGGAGAUUGACAUCGGUGAGGAGGAGCCCAAGCAGAUUGCCUCGGGCCUGCAGCCGUUCUACUCGCUGGAGGAGAUGCAGAACCGCAAGGUGCUGGUGCUGCUGAACCUCAAGCCGGCCAAGCUGGGCGGCUUCAAGUCGCACGGCAUGGUGCUGUGCGCGUGCGACGAGGCCCACGAGAACGUGCAGUUCGUGGAGCCCCCCGCCGACGCCAAGGUGGGCGAGCGCGUGACGGUCAAGAAGCAGAAGGUGCUGGAGAAGGUCUCGCCGGACUUCCUCACCGACGACAAGUGCGUGGCGACGUACAAGGGCGAGCCGAUCAUGACAUCCGCCGGCCCGUGCACCGCCAAGUCGCUGGUGAAGGCGUUUAUUAGCUAG